AUGGCCCUACACUCCGUGUACUUCCCCAACUCCCAGGACAUCGUUUCCCUCUUCCGCCCCCUUCCCUUGUUCCAGGGCCAGAGCCAGACACUAGUCAGGAUUAAUAAACCUUUGCUAUUCCUCUCUUCAGGCCUCUUUACUAGAGAGCUGGGCCUCCAGAGGAGAGGAUGCUGUCUGGUGCUGGGCUACAUGGCCAAAGACAAGUUUCGGAGAAUGAAUGAAGGCCAAGUGUACUCCUUCAGCCAGCAACCCCAGGACCAGGCCGUGGUGUCGGGCCAGCCCGUGACACUGCUGUGUACCAUCCCUGAAUACGAUGGCUUUGUCCUGUGGAUCAAAGACGGCUUGGCUCUGGGAGUGGGCAGGGACCUCUCAAGUUACCCACAGUACCUGGUGGUAGGGAACCACCUGUCAGGAGAGCAUCACCUGAAGAUCCUGCGGGCAGAGCUGCAAGAUGACGCCGUGUACGAAUGCCAGGCCAUCCAAGCCGCCAUAAGGUCUCGCCCCGCACGCCUCACCGUCCUGGUGCCACCUGAUGACCCGGUCAUCCUGGGGGGGCCUGUAAUCAGCCUGCGGGCCGGGGACCCCCUCAACCUCACCUGCCACGCGGACAACGCCAAGCCUGCGGCCUCCAUCAUCUGGUUGCGAAAAGGAGAGGUCAUCAAUGGGGCUACUUACUCCAAGACCCUGCUGCGAGAUGGCAAGCGUGAGAGCAUCGUGAGUACCCUCUUCAUCUCCCCUGGCGAUGUGGAGAACGGGCAGAGUAUCGUGUGCCGAGCCACCAACAAAGCCAUCCCGGGAGGGAAGGAGACUUCGGUCACCAUCGACAUCCAGCACCCCCCGCUUGUCAACCUGUCGGUGGAACCACAGCCGGUGCUGGAGGACAACGUUGUCACGUUCCAUUGUUCUGCAAAGGCCAACCCAGCUGUCACCCAGUACAGGUGGGCCAAGCGGGGCCAGAUCAUUAAGGAAGCAUCUGGAGAAGUGUAUCGGACCUCAGUGGACUACACGUACUUCUCAGAGCCUGUCUCCUGCGAGGUGACCAACGCCCUGGGCAGCACCAACAUCAGCCGCACGGUGGACGUCUACUUUGGGCCCCGCAUGACCACAGAGCCCCAAUCCCUGCUCGUGGAUCUGGGCUCCGAUGCGGUCUUCAGCUGUGCCUGGACAGGCAACCCCUCCCUGACCAUCGUCUGGAUGAAACGGGGCUCAGGCGUGGUGCUGAGCAAUGAAAAGACCCUGACCCUCAAAACCGUCCGCCAGGAGGAUGCUGGGAAGUAUGUGUGCCGAGCCGUGGUGCCCCGGGUGGGAGCCGGGGAGCGAGAGGUGACCCUGACAGUCAAUGGACCCCCCAUCAUCUCCAGCACCCAGACCCAGCAUGCCCUGCAUGGGGAGAAGGGCCAGAUCAAGUGCUUCAUCCGGAGCACACCGCCACCCGACCGAAUCGCCUGGUCCUGGAAGGAGAACGUGCUGGAGUCGGGGACGUCGGGGCGCUACACGGUGGAGACAGUCAGCACCGAAGAGGGGGUCAUCUCCACACUGACCAUCAGCAACAUCGUGCGGGCCGACUUCCAGACCAUCUACAACUGCACCGCCUGGAACAGCUUCGGCUCCGACACGGAGAUCAUCCGGCUCAAGGAGCAAGGUUCGGAAAUGAAGUCGGGAGCCGGGCUGGAAGCAGAGUCUGUGCCGAUGGCCGUCAUCAUCGGGGUGGCCGUAGGAGCUGGUGUGGCCUUCCUCGUCCUUCUGGCAACCAUUGUGGCCUUCUGCUGUGCCCGCUCCCAGAGAAAUCUCAAAGGGGUUGUGUCGGCCAAGAAUGACAUCCGAGUGGAGAUUGUCCAUAAGGAGCCUGCUUCCGGCCGGGAGGCUGAGGAACACCCCACCAUCAAGCAGCUGAUGAUGGACCGGGGUGAAUUCCAACAAGACUCAGUACUGAAGCAGCUGGAGGUUCUCAAAGAAGAGGAGAAGGAGUUUCAGAACCUGAAGGACCCCACCAAUGGCUACUACAGCGUCAACACCUUCAAAGAGCACCACUCGACCCCCACCAUCUCGCUCAGCAGCUGCCAGCCGGACCUGCGCCCCGCGGGCAAGCAGCGCGUGCCCACGGGCAUGUCCUUCACCAACAUCUACAGCACCCUGAGCGGCCAGGGCCGCCUCUACGACUACGGGCAGAGGUUCGUGCUGGGCAUGGGCAGCUCGUCCAUCGAGCUCUGCGAGCGCGAGUUCCAGAGGGGCUCCCUCAGCGACAGCAGCUCCUUCCUGGACACGCAGUGUGACAGCAGCGUCAGCAGCAGCGGCAAGCAGGACGGCUACGUGCAGUUCGACAAGGCCAGCAAGGCCUCUGCUUCGUCCUCCCACCACUCCCAGUCCUCUUCCCAGAACUCCGACCCCAGCCGACCCCUGCAGCGGCGGAUGCAGACUCACGUCUGAGAAUCCCAAACCGGCGCUGGGGAGGGCUGGGGAGGGCUAGGGAAGGGGCGGGGGGAGCGUGCCACCUUCUGGCUCUCCAGAGACUGUGGGUGCUUUGCAGAGCACCCCAGAACCGGCCGCCUCCAGGACAGCACCCCCACGCCCCGUGCCUCUGCGACCGCCCUCCUCCGAAGCCCCUGAUCAAGCACAAACCCGGGUCCCCAGCUGCAGCGGGGCCAGAGGCGGGCGGGUGGGGACGCGGUCGGAGGAUGCAGCUGAGUGCGCUGUGCUCGGUGCUGGGCCCUCCGGUCCGGCCUUUUCCUGGAGGCCCUCCCCCUACAGGCACUCGAGGCAGCUAGAACUUUGCUUUAAUGAAACUGCCGUCCACUCUCCGGCCUCCCCCUGAGCUCUACCUUGUGCUGCCCACAGCCCUACCCCUGUACCUAUUGCUCCUCCACAACGCUGGGGAGAAGGGGGGUGAAGCGCGUCCCAGCACUGGGCUGCCCCCCAACACCAGACCCCCCCCACCAGCGCCCCCUGCUGCUCAGAGCCCAGACCCUGGAUGCUGAGAAGCCAGAAAUGGCCCCGGAGCAUCUCUCCUGCCACACUGGCUGUGAGCCCACCCCCAAUUUGUUCGGUGUUUUGUGUCCAUACUCUUGCAGUUCUGUCCUUGGACUUGAGGCCUCUGAACUCUGAGGUGGGACUGGCCCAGUCGGAGACUGAUGUCCUGGGAGGGAGAGGGAGGGGUAGGAGGGAACAUGGGCGCACCUGGGGAACCUCGCUCAACACUCCCGUCCUGCAAUUCAGAGCCUCCCCACCCACCCCUGCUUCCUGUACUGUCCUCUUGCCCUCCAGCACAAUCGGGGUUAAUAUAAGAAGUGUGAGAGCUUCUCUGGGUCCGGGUUCUUCCAACAGUCAUUGCAGGGAGUGUUUCCUGGAGCACGUAGGGCUUAAGGAGACUAGGGGUCAGGUCUUUAAAACCCGCACAUACUUUGCCUCCGCCAACAAGGAACAAGGAUCUAAGAACAGUUGCAAGGUGGUGUGGUGCACAGGAAAAUGAUGACUUAAAGAUUCGUCUAUUAAUUCCUUCCAGCCUUCCCCACCCUGGAGGUGGGUGGCACAUCUGCCACCUAAUUUUCACCACACCUUCAUUGCCCUUUACCCCUUGCCCCAGCCACAUACACAUAUACAGUUCUCGUGAAAGGGUGGAGGUGCCCAUUCUUGCCUUGAAACUCAGGUUAUGACGGCAUAACCAGAAGAACAAGUAAGCAUACUGUUCUCCCAUAGAACAGAAGGAGUUCUGUCCCUCUCGAGCUUCAGGUACUCUGGGUAAGAAUGUGAACUAUCAUGGCAGCAAGCAGAGAGCACAGGGCCUGCGUCAUCAAGACUUGGCCACGCAAGUCCCAACCCCAUGAGCUCUCUCCAAUGCAUGAAUCCCUCAAAGAAUUGCUGAAGGGG
Molecule: messenger RNA, 3864 nt
Organism: Callorhinus ursinus (northern fur seal)
Lineage: Eukaryota; Metazoa; Chordata; Mammalia; Carnivora; Otariidae
Source: RefSeq, a predicted model, not a curated record